This is a messenger RNA of Onychomys torridus (southern grasshopper mouse), 971 nucleotides long. It is a transcript of the gene Lenep, whose product is annotated as lens epithelial protein. Gene Ontology annotation, biological process: multicellular organism development. The coding region runs from base 11 to 196 and encodes 61 amino acids. NCBI's taxonomy places the organism in Eukaryota, Metazoa, Chordata, Mammalia, Rodentia, Cricetidae. The record is from RefSeq and is a predicted model, not a curated record. The transcript has 2 exons.
UGCUGUCCGCAUGAAGCCACCAAUGCAACCCCUAACCCAGGCCCUGCCCUUCUCUCUUGGAAAUGUCCUUCGAGGAACUGGUCUCCAGGUGCCGGUCGUUAAGAUGGGCACAGGGUGGGAGGGUUUACAUCGAACCCUGAAGGAAGUUGCCUACAUCCUCCUCUGUUGUUGGUGUAUCAAGGAACUGCUGGAUUAGCGGUAUUGGGGACCAUCUGUCACCCCUGACACCCAGACCUGCAUCCCUCAGCUCUAAGACUCCCGGAGCCAGCUGCCUCUCGACAAGGAUGGCCUCAACAAGUGAAGGGGGAAAUAUGGACCCUGCUUUGAGUUGUCCGUCUGUCUGACCUGCCUCAUCCUGGGGCACCCAUCUCCAGCUCCCGUCUCUGGUGUACUUCCGGUAGGCACGAGCUUGGCUUGCUGGCUAAGACUCCAACAAGAUUGCAGCAGGAUCUAGUACUCUUCAAAAUUGGCACAGUGGGCCCACCAACUCAGAUGAUUAAUCUUACCAUGUACUUGAAGAACCAGGAGUGGACUGCCCCUAAGACCUCUGAUAAUCACUGAUCUACACAUAUAAUAAAUGAGCCUUGAGGCCAAAAAUUCUAAACGUCUAAGGGGAAUGGGGGCAAGCAUGCCCAGAAACGGCUUUAGAGCCAGGGCGCCGGGCAAGGAAGAAGGGUGGAUCUCUGGAGAAGUGAGACUGAGAACCAGGUUUGCUGACUCUGGUGCUGGGAUAGAAGAGGCAAACAGAAGGGCCAGGUUCCUCCCAGCCUCUGUGUAGGGUGGGCAGAAUGGAUAGAGCCGUAUUCUCUGAGGCCUGGGGUACACCUCCUUCAGGACACAGUCUGAGGAGGUAGGCUGACUCCUCACUUCCCCUCAGCUGCCACCAGCAUACGCUCUCCUUCCAUCAAGAGCAGUUGAUGGACGGGUGGUGGUGGCGCAUGCCUUUAAUCCCAGCACUCGGAGACAGAGGC